This is a messenger RNA of Ricinus communis (castor bean), 968 nucleotides long. RefSeq names its product signal peptidase complex catalytic subunit SEC11A. The transcript is spliced from 8 exons. The record is from RefSeq and is a predicted model, not a curated record. NCBI's taxonomy places the organism in Eukaryota, Viridiplantae, Streptophyta, Magnoliopsida, Malpighiales, Euphorbiaceae. Bases 227 to 769 code for a protein of 180 amino acids. Gene Ontology annotation, cellular component: signal peptidase complex; membrane. Gene Ontology annotation, molecular function: serine-type endopeptidase activity.
UGUUUUGUUUUUCCUACAGAACGGAGAAAGAAAAAGGACAGAAUUUCAAAAAAGUAAAUCGCUUUGUUUUUCCAUAUAAACCAUUAAUUAUUUGAUAAUUUUAUUUUGAAAAAAAGGGGAACAUUAGACAACUGAAAACAAAAGCCGAUAUAAGAGUCUACAAAACGCCUUUAAAAACGAAGAGCAAGAGGAGAAAAGCAGAAGCAAAAGGAAAAGAAAAGGAAAAAUGGGGUGGAUCGGAGAAACAGUGGAUUCUAUCAAAUCUAUACAGAUCCGGCAGCUUCUUACUCAGGCCGUUAGUCUAGGAAUGAUUGUUACAUCUGCACUAAUUAUAUGGAAGGCAUUGAUGUGCAUUACCGGUAGUGAGUCUCCUGUGGUGGUUGUUCUAUCUGGAAGUAUGGAACCUGGCUUCAAGAGGGGGGAUAUAUUGUUUUUGCACAUGAGUAGGGAUCCUAUUCGUACAGGGGAGAUUGUUGUCUUUAAUGUUGAUGGCCGGGAGAUUCCAAUUGUCCAUCGUGUAAUUAAGGUCCAUGAAAGGGAAGAUACUGGGGAAGUUGAUGUCCUCACAAAAGGGGAUAAUAAUUAUGGGGAUGACAGACUUUUGUAUGCUCAAGGUCAGCUCUGGCUGCAGCGGCACCAUAUCAUGGGCAGAGCUGUUGGGUUCUUACCUUAUGUUGGUUGGGUAACAAUUAUCAUGACAGAAAAGCCAAUUAUUAAGUACAUACUUAUUGGUGCAUUGGGAUUGCUUGUCAUAACUUCGAAGGACUGAAGGAUGCUUAUCAGUUUGAAGGGUGGAGCAGAGUAGAAGUUGCUGUUGCUUGAGCUAAAAGUUUUUAUAACGGUUAUUUUAAGUUGGACAGAGAAAUAGAAAAGAAAAAGAAAAAGAAAAAUAAUUUUAUGGAUAGAUUAAGGUGUGAAUCCUUGGUAGAUUAUUAUGCAUGAGUAGCAUCACUUGAUUUUGUCUGAUA